AUGGGAAUAACCAGUGCGACAAUAUGGCCGACACAUGAUUGCAAAUGAUUGAUAAUAAUAUUGGAUAAGGAACGGCAUCUAACUGAUUGCUAAAGAUGACGGAAAUUCUUUGUAGAUGGCUCAACGAUGAGCUAUCGCUGUCACAGAAAGUCGAACAAAAGACAUUUGCUCGAGAAUUUUCUUCUGGAUACCUGGUUGGAGAAGUCUUGAAUAAAUACCAGCUACAAGAUGAUUUCGAUCAAUUUUCACAAAACAAGACAGCAGAUUCAAAGCUUAAUAAUUUCACUCGGAUUGAGCCAACCCUUCAUCUGCUGGCAAUACCAUUUGAUACCAAUGUUGCUCGUGAUGUGAUGACGGAGAAGCAUGGGGUGGCUACAAGACUUAUGUAUCAACUAUACAUCGCCCUCACUAACAAAAAGAAGGCUAACCUGACAGGGGUCGCCAUGGAAACCAUGAGACCUGCUGCCCCAGCUAAACUGAAUGCUGUGGAAAGUGGUAUUUAUGUGCAGCGAUUGAAACAUGCCACCCCUAGACAAACAGACCUGAACUUGGAUGCACUUGUUGAGAGAUUCCAUGAAAAGCAAAUUGAGAUGGAAAAAACAGCUUUUAAAGACCGGUUUUUGGAACAAGAACGUAUCAGAGGACAGCAGCAGAGCCAGAGAGAGGCCCUACUCAAUAGAUCUCGUCUAAUGAAAGAAAAACAGAGCGAGCUUGUUGCAAAAAUACAGGCAGCAACAGUACACAUACCUAAACCACCACCAGGUAAAACAGCUAAGGCCAUUCAGAUGAAAAGGGACAUAAGGAAAAAGAAAGAAGCCAAUGAAACACAACAGUCAAUAUCUAACUUUGAAGAUAAGAUGAAAAUGAUUUUACCACCAUCAAAGGAGGAUGAAGAAUCUAUAGACCUUGAGUACAUUAUGGUGAGGGAUGAAGAGAAGCCUAUGGCUGAAUCAAUAGACCUCAUCAAGCCAGCCUCAAAUGAUGAAUAUAUUGGCAAAAUCCGUAAACGUCUUCAGGAGGACCAGUCAGCCAGGAACGAGCGUGAAAAGCGACGAAGAAAAGUCCUUGUUGAUCAGCUAAUGGCACAUGAUUCUCAGGAGGAGGCACGUCGGGAGGAGAUGCUGGUGAACCGCCUAAUGAGACAGUCCCAACAGGAACGGAGGAUUGCGGUACAACUUCUGCAGACUCGUCACGAGAAAGAAGUCAUCCGCAAAAACAGGAUCCUUCGUGAGAAACAGUAUGAGGAGCGACGUCUGAAGGACUUUGAAGAUGCUCUCAACAGAGAAUCUGAAUUGGCCAGACUUGCUCGUGAGGAAUAUGAAGAGCAAACUCGUAAAGAUCAGGAAAAACAUGACCAGAUCGCAGCAGAACGAGCUGAGAGCAAGUACCGGAAACAUUACGACAUGUGUUUUGAUGUAGUCAAUGAGUUAAUGAACUUUACAUGUAAAGUUGGUGAAUACCGGGAACUCACAGAUAAGUUACUACCUGAGAAGUUGAUGCGAGAAUGGACGGCCCUGUUUGUGGCAGGCAAGCCUCUAUUUGAGCAAGCUCCAGCCAUUGAGUCAACAGAGCCAACGCCAGAACAGAUCUUGGAGGAAGAACGACAGCAGUUGUUAGACGAAGGUGAUUUCAUGGAGUACAAGAACAUGACUGGCGAAUGGCAGCCCCCCGAGGGAUGUGAGGUGACCAAGCCUCCACGGGACAACCCUAUCAUGGGCCACAUCAUACAGAGGCUCUUCAACAUGGUCCACCCUCCCAGCCCUCCGCCACCCCCUCCAGAGUUUCCUCCCUUCCCUAUUCGUGCCUGUAUUUUAGGAAAAGUUUUCAGUGGAAAGACCACAGUUGUGAAAAAACUUGCUGAAGAACAUCGACUGAUGGUACUAUCCUCUGAUGAGUUAAUCAACGAGGCUGUAGAGGCCAACAAGACAGGAGAAACCAUGUUGGUGGAGAAAUCUCUGUCAAGGCUGGAAUCGGAGUCAACAAUGAUGGAAGACCGAUCAGCUACAGAUUUCGGGGAACAUCCUACAGGAAUUGAGAUUUGUGUACGAGCACCGACAGGGGAGGGCACUCUAGAGUACCUAACACAUCACGCCGGAGCACCGACUGACCUUGAUGCCUCUGCAGCAAGCUUUGGUGAUAAACCAACAGAACCCUCGUCAGAAGAACCAGUCGCUACAGAGGGGGACGCGGCCGCCGAACCUACUGAAGCAGCACCCGGUGCUGAGCCCUCUACAGAACAGGUUGAUGAGGCCAAGAAAACUAAGAAACCAAAAGAGAAGCAAGCACCAAAACCAGUGCCGACAAAUCGUUCGAAACUUGGAGCGAAGGCGUUAAGGUAUCUGAAGAGAGGGGCCCCAAUAGAUGACCAAAUCAUUGUGGAUAUUUUGGUUGACAAAAUCAGGAACAUCCCAGAAGGUACAGGCUGGGUGCUGGAUGGUUUCCCCACCAACUACAACCAGGCCAAGGUACUGGAAAAGGCACUCACUGGUUUUGCCACUGGGCAGGAGAAGGAGAAGAAAAUGGGCAAGCAGAAAAAGUCCAAUCUUGUGCCUGAUCCUAGACCACCUCCGCCAGCAGCAGAACCCGCUAGUGGAAUUGAUGUAGUCAUUCAAUUUGACAUCAGUGAUGAGCUUUGUCUCAAGAGAGCUGCUGGCAGAUCUUAUGCCCCUCAGUCAGAUGUGAAGUACCACCAGGAGUUUAACCCCCCACCGGAGGGGAGUGCCACAGGCGUCGGUAAACAAGAACAGAUUGUACCUGUAGAAGACCCUGCUCACGACCAGGAACAGAUCCAGCACAGAAUCACUCGUUACCUGGAUGCCUGGCCCAAGCUUGAGAAGUGGUACUUCAAGUUUGGUACUCUCAGCAAGGUAGACGCCUCUCAAGGUGCUCACUCAGUGUUCCUAGAGGUAGAGAAGGUCCUCGAGGAUACGAUGAACAGGCUACAAGGCAUAAAGGAACCGGAGAGCUCUGCAGCACCUGCUGAGAUUACGGAGCCUGUCGUAGUGAAAGAGGAACCGCCACCGCCGCCACCAGAACCUCCAAAGGAGGAAGUAAAAGAGGAUGUGAGACCGUCCUCUAGAAAAGGAUCAGGGAAGAAAUCUGGGUCGCGACCUUCAUCAAAGGAAUCAAGGAGCAAAUCACCCAAGGACAAAAAAAGUGCCUCUCCAAAACGAGGAAGUGGCAAGAAAUCAGAUACUGGAAGUGCCAAGAAAGGCAGCAGGGGAUCUUCACCUAAAUCUAGGACAAAAUCCGGAAAGAAGGGCAAGACUCCUGAGCCUGAGCCUGAACCAGAACCAGAAGAGCCCAAGGGACCUCCACCCCCAGAACCGGGUUCAGAGGAGUGGGAGUUCGUCGGCCUCAAACUGGCAGAUGAGAUUGCUACUAUCCUUGCCGACUACUGGGAGUCUACAGAACAGACCUAUGUCAAAAACUCAAAACAUGUAUUCCGCAAGGAGAGGGAGGAGCGAGAAAAUAUUUAUAGAUAUUUCUAUCAAAUUAGGAAAGAUUUCCUGGCCUUCCUGCGGAGACCUGACAACAAACAGGUCUACGAGGCUCAGUGGCAGAAGGAGUAUAAUGAGGUGCCGGACGACAUGAGAGACGACGAGGAGACGAAGACAGAGCUACACCAGCGUGUAGACGACCUGCGCGAGGACCUCUGGUCUAUCUGUGAUGCCCGUAAGGCACAGUCAGAGACAGAACGAGAGAACAUCAUUGGUGACGGUUGGCUUGACGACCGUCUGGGUGUGCUGAGUAACUACUAUAUCACUCAGAUGCAGGGAGAAGUUGACCGGUACCAGGACACUGUCCGAGUGAUGAAGGAUUACUACCGUGGUAUGGAAGGAACCAUGCCUGAUGAACUCAGCACCAACUUCAGCAGGAUACCCCUUAUUGAGUUGCCAACAGACCGUCCAGACUCCCCAGAAAAGUCUGCCAGUGAGACAGCCCCCAGCCCUCCAGCCACAGAGGAACCACCACGUACACCCAAAUCUGGUGAUCGACCUCGUUCAAGUCGAUCCAAGUCACCAAAGGAACGGAAAUCAAGGACACCUUCUGGCAAGAAACGUGACAAGAGCAAGGAGAAGAAAACAGAGUCUGCUGAGCCGUCACCUACGGAGGAGACUGGGCGCAAAAGGAUCCCAUUGGUACCUCGACGACCAGUAUCACCUGAUGCUGAUGCCAAGGCUGGGGGUGCCUCCGGUAAGGACAAGAAAGACAAGAAGGGGGGAAAGAAGGAUGAGACGAGUGGAUCUGAGAGUCCUGCGCCUCCCAUGGAUCCUGAUGAGAAACUCAUCUUUGAUGCCUUCCAGACAGGCACAUCAGCCUUGGGUCAGAUUCUUCAAUCUGAGUAUGCUGCUAAAGAGGCUCAGGAAGAGGCUGAGAAGAAGAAAGAUGAAGAGAGGGAACGAGAGAAACAAGCGGCUGCAGCUGCUGCAACAAAGGCCAAGGGCACCAAGGAUAAGGGAAAGAAGGGCAAGAGUCGCAGCCCCUCACCCAAGAAAAAGAAGGACACAGAUUCACAGGCAACUCCAACUCCUUCGGAGGACCUGAGUGAAGAAGACAAACAGAAGAAGGAAACAAGAGAGAAGAUGAGGGAAGAAUACUUCUUUGCCAUCCAGGAGGAGGAGCAAGCAUGUAAGACACGUCUGGAUCUGAUCAAAGCACAUGCUGUUGGAGUGCUACAGGACCUGAAGAGUAAGGCUGACAACACCUACAAGGAUAUGAAUGACUGGCUCGGUGCCAGGUUCCUCAAAGAGAUGGAGAGUAUUGACCAGAUGUCUGAGGUGAUGAGGAAUGCCAUUGAAAACAAACAGAAACUGAAGCAGGAGCUGGUCCUAAACCAGGAAGAUUUCCUCCUCAAUGAGGGUCUGAAGGUUCUGAAGUCACCCUUACCUCAAACACCGCCCCCUCCUGUGGAGCUGGCUACAGUGGAAAUGUUCACGGUGGAACAACUCAGCAGCAUGUAUAAACAGUUUACUGCCAUAGCCCCAACAGGCGUCCUCUCUGCCCGCUCAUUCACAGAAACAUUUGAGAACAUUGUGUCCGUGGCCCAUGGCAUGGAACAGCUUCCCGACAUGUGGAUGACCAUUAGUUCAGGACAGGUCCAGGAGAUAUCGUCAGGUCUGUCGGCGGAUGGGGAAUAUGUUGACUGGAGACGCUUCCUCCUGGCCAUCGCCCAGCCUAUCCCCUACCCCACCCAAUCUGAGCUCCUUGACACCCUCUUCAAGUUUAAAGAAAUGGACCAGCGCGCCACUGGCAAUGUCACUAGGGAACAAUAUGACAGGAUGAACCUGUGGUUUGGGAAUCAGCCGGGUGACGAUGCCUUCAAUAGACUGGCCAACCUGAAGAGAUGUCUGUUCGACUUCUUUGCCGACCAUAACCGCAAUCCUCCUACAUUGGAUUAUGUCAGCAUGCUGAUGUACUUCGGUGCUUCCUCCCAUGCCAACGAGGGAUUCUUGCGCUCACUAAGUGUUUCAGCAGGCCAGCACAUGCCACGACUGCCAAAGCCAGAACCCACUGCUCCCAGUAUAGCAGAAAGCACACCAGAUAUCGUGGAUGACCCGUCCCCACCCCCUCCGAUCCCUGAGGAUAUCCCUAUGGAGGCGAUGGAUGGCACUGUCCCCCUCGAGGCGCUGUACCGCGUGUUCCACCAUGGCGAGUCAGCAAAGGGUGACAGCCAUCGCUUCAGUGUAUGUGCUGAUCCCGAGGAUGCCACUUCUAGGGAGAAGCUGACAAGUGUAUACCAGGAACUCGGCAGUGACAAUGCUGAGCCUGUUCCUUUCAAGGUCCUGAUGGAACACCCCCUAAUCCAGGACAUCAUUAACUCCUGCAGUACAUUCAAAACACUGGACAUUAAGGGCAUCCUGUCAAACCCCCACCCUGACCUGGAGCUCCACAGUACCAAGACAAUGGAAUAGGACGCAAGACUGGACAGUGAUCAUCCAGACUACGAAUGACAUUUUAACAUUGUGAAAUUAUCUGGACUUUGUUUCACUUGCAAUCAAAUUUUUCUCAGUAUGAUAUUGAAUCAAUAGUAAGGAAGACUUACAAGACUGAAGUGUUUUACAUUGUCUUGCAUCUUUAGAAAUGUACAUAUGUACAUACUUUAGAAAUGUGAUGUACAGCAUGUCUCAGAAAUCCCACUUCUGCUGUAACUAAGAGUAUUAAUGUUAUCUAAAUAUUAUCAUCUAGUCUAACAUUUCUUUCAUGUUUUCUGCAUCCUCCACCAUAGGAACGAUUUCUCCAGAUACCAUCUCCCUACCCCCUGUUCUCUAGCACUGUAGGUACACUGUAGGUACUAUAUUAUAUGGUGUUGUGGCCGCCCAUUGGCUGUGUGUUACUCUUGUCCUGAAGCUGUUCCUCUGCCGGACACUUCACACACAUACCAGAAGCACUGCAUUUUUCUCUAUACAAAGUCUUCACACCACUUCUACAGUGGCUGGGCACUGCGUUUGUUAUCGACUACUGUUCAAUAGUUAUCUCCCUUUGCCCAGGUACCGUCAGAAAGUGGUGUUCUGGUACGAUUUACUGUUGUAUAUAAUUUAUAUUGUUUAUACCAAAUUAAAAUUAUUUUGCUUUUGCAUUAGUGUGAAAUAUUAACUUUACCAGUAGUCUUAAAUUGAAAGAUUGUUUUACUGCUUCGUUCUGAGUGCUAAGAUAAAAAUAUGAAUGCUUUUUAUACAGCUGCUUUCUGCAUAAUUUAUUAUUAAAACUGUGUGAUGGAAUUUCUUUUAUUUUUCAUAAAUACACAUUCAAUUUCUGUCAGCUUUAGUAAUAUUCCAUACAUCAAUGUAUAUAAACACACCUCCAUUAUAUAUUUCCGUCCAGAAAUACUAUUUAUAAAUCAUUUUAUUCUUGUAAAAUAACAACUUCUGACUGUGAUAUAGUGUUUUCACUAAAAGAGAAGUCGAAUAUUUAUCUCUUUUGAGAUAUAAAUGUGAUGUUAGUUUUGAUAUAUUAAAGAAAAUUGUUAUUGAAUAAAUUAAUUUGA
Molecule: messenger RNA, 6988 nt
Organism: Mizuhopecten yessoensis (Yesso scallop)
Lineage: Eukaryota; Metazoa; Mollusca; Bivalvia; Pectinida; Pectinidae
Product: sperm flagellar protein 2-like
Exons: 41
Coding region: 96-5915 (1939 amino acids)
Molecular function (GO): protein binding
Source: RefSeq, a predicted model, not a curated record